Carya illinoinensis is the source of this 3378-nucleotide messenger RNA. RefSeq lists its product as uncharacterized. The coding region runs from base 1 to 3378 and encodes 1125 amino acids. NCBI's taxonomy places the organism in Eukaryota, Viridiplantae, Streptophyta, Magnoliopsida, Fagales, Juglandaceae. The transcript is spliced from 4 exons. The record is from RefSeq and is a predicted model, not a curated record.
AUGGACAAAAGUUGGAUGCUAAUCACUGAUAGACUUAGGUCUAGCGAAUAUGCCAAUGGCGUUAAAGAAUUCAUUACUUUGGCCCGAUCUCAUGCUAACGGUAGUGAUGAAAUUCGUUGUCCAUGUACCCUAUGCUCGAAUAAUUAUUUCUUACCUUUUAGUGAGGUCGAAAGACAUUUGUUCAUUAGGGGUAUUGAUAAAAAUUACACAGUGUGGAUAUUUCACGGCGAUGAGGAAUAUUUAUCUUUAAGUGAUGAUGAUAAUCUUCACGAUUCCCCACAUGAUGAUCAAUACAUUGAUGACAUUGAUAUUAUGUUAGAAGACAUUCAGGCUGGCAGAUUUAGUGGUGUGCCUUCAAACGAGUCAUUCAAUGGUGGGGGUACAACCUCAGUCGAACCUGAGUCAACCAAAUCUUUCGAUCAGUUGUUGGUUGACGCACAUCGUCCUCUUUAUGAAGGUUGUACAAAGUAUUCAAAACUUUCAUUUCUUGUCAAGUUGUUGCACAUUAAGACAUUGGGUGGUUGGAGUGUGAAGUCAUUCGACAUGCUUCUACAAUUAUUGAAAUCAGCUUUUCCCAAUGCCCUUUUGCCUAACUCAUAUCAAGAGUCACGUAGCUUGUUACGAGGGUUGGGCUUUACUUACACCAAAAUCCAUGCUUGUCUGAAUGAUUGCAUUCUUUAUUGGAAAGAAAAUGCAGAUAAAGAAGAGUGCCCAAAAUGUAAGGUGUCAAGGUGGAUAUUCAGCAAAAGUAAGCAAAAAAAUAUUCCUCAGAAGGUCCUGCGACAUUUCCCACUGAAGCCAAGAUUACAAAGACUGUUUAUGUCCCAAAAAAUAGCAGCUGAAAUGAGAUGGCAUAGAGACCAGCGCAUGAAUGAGCAUGGUGUUCUAAGACAUCCUGCUGACUCUGAGGUCUGGAAGGCAUUUGAUCAACAAUAUUCUUGGUUUGCUCAAGAUAGCCGCAAUGUUAGGCUUGGUCUAGCUAGUGACGGUUUCAACCCAUUUAAUAAUUUGAGUAAACCAUAUAGUAUAUGGCCAGUUAUACUUGUCCCUUACAACUUGCCCCCGUGGUUAUGCAUGAAAGAUCAAUUUUUCAUGACUUCACUCCUGAUUCCCGGACCGAGGUCACCAGGCAAUGAGAUCGAUGUUUACUUGCAACCUCUAAUAGAUGAACUAAUUGAUUUAUGGGAAAAUGGUGUUGAUACUUACGAUGCUAUGACAGCUCAGACGUUCCGAUUACAUGCAACUUUAUUUUGGACAAUUAACGAUUUUCCUGCAUACGGUAACCUUUCUGGUUGGAGCACUAAGGGAAAAAUGGCAUGUCCAUCGUGUAGGCAAGAAACAGAUUCGAUGUGGUUGACAUAUAGCCGAAAGCAUUGUUAUAUGGGUCAUCGUCGAUUCCUGCCAUCGGGUCACAAUUGGAGAAAAAAGAAGAGUAUUUUUAAUGGCAGUGUAGAACAUCGUGAACCACCUGCACACUUGGCAGCUGAAGAUAUCAUCAAUGAGAUACAAAAUAUUCCCUUCAAUGCUGAUUUUGGAAAAGCAAAUAAAAAAAGAAAACGUACCACUGAGGAGUUGAAUUGGACGAAAAAAAAUAUAUUUUUUCAAUUGCCAUAUUGGUCUCGGCUAAAGAUUAGACAUAAUCUAGAUGUUAUGCACAUUGAAAAGAACAUAUGUGACAACAUUUUGGGAACAUUGAUGAACAUAACCGGAAAAACUAAAGAUCAUGUCAACGCACGCCGUGACCUUUCCAAUCUUAAUAUAAGGAAGGAAUUACAACUAAAUCAAGAUGGACAGCGCAUCACUAUGCCACAUGCAUGUUUUACCUUGUAUGGAGUUGAGCGGACAGGUUUCUGUAAUUGGUUGCAUGAUGUUAAAUUUCCUGAUGGCUUUGCUUCUAAUAUUGCGAGAUGUGUUAGUGUUGUUGAUUGUAAAAUCUCUGAUAUACGAUUGGCACUGACUGAAUUCAGCACUUUUUUCAAAGAGUUGUGUGCUAGAACGUGUAAAGUUGAUGUCUUAGAAAGGCUUCAGGCUGAUAUCGCUAUCAUUUUGUGCAAGCUUGAGAUGAUAUUUCCACCUAGCUUCUUUGAUGUAAUGGUCCACUUAGCCUACCAUUUGCCACGUGAGGCCUUGCUUGCGGGACCAGUUCAAUAUAGGUGGAUGUACCCAUUCGAGAGGUAUUUGGGCAAAUUUAAGAAGUAUGUUAAGAAUAAGGCUCGCCCAGAAGGGUCAAUAGCAGAGGCGUAUAUCCAUGUAGAAUGCUUAAAUUUUUGCUCCAUGUAUCUCCACGAUGUUGAAACUAGGCUAAAUCCACAAGAACGGAACUUUGAUGGCGGAGAACAUGGUGUACAAGAUGGCUUACGGAUUUUUAGACAGAAGGUACGACCCAUGGGUGGCGCAUCACGUCACCAACUUGACAAGCAGCUUUUCGUAAAAGCCAAUUGGUAUGUGCUUAACAAUUGCGAAGAGAUUGGGCAAUACCUCAAUGAGCAUUAUAUGCAAAUUAGUGAAGAUUAUUCAGAUAAUGUUGACUGUAUGCAUGCUGCGCAAUUUCCAAGUUGGUUCAAGACACGUAUUCAAAAUCUGUGUGUUUCCAAUCCUGGUGAAGUCUCGGAGGAUUUAUAUGCUCUAGCGUGUGGUCCUGAUCCUUGGGUUGCAUCCUAUUCUGGUUGCAUCAUAAAUGGCAUACGGUUUCACACGAGGCAACGUGAAGAACAUCGACGAACCCAAAAUUCAGGUGUCCUAGUUAUGGGUGAACUAGGCACCCAAAGUGUCGAGUUCUAUGGUGUACUAAUAGACAUUCUGGAAUUUCGUUACAUGGGAUGGCGUCGUGUGUAUGUAUUUAGAUGUGAAUGGUUUGACAUCUCUGAUCCCAGACGAGGGAUUCGUGUGGGCGAUCAUCUAACGAGUGUGAAUAUGUCCCGAACGUUUUAUAAGGAUGAGCCAUUUGUUUUGGCGUGUCAAGCUUUACAAGUAUUUUACCUAAAAAAUAGUAGCCUCACUGGUAAUUGGUAUGUCGUGCAAAAGGUUACAAAUAGAAAUGUAUAUGACAUUCCACAAGCACCUGAUUCUGAUGAUGAUGCAUCCGAGGCUAGUGAUGUUGAUGCAUACCAAGAGGAUAAUUCAUCUGCUGCAUAUGUCUCGGUCCAAUUCGAUGACGGUGGUAUUGUUACUCCAAUGCACAGGCUCGAUGUUGAGGCUACUCAGAUUGAUGCGUCAAUCAUGGGGGAUGCUAAUCGCAACAAUGAUGAUCAUACUUUUAUCAAUGAUGAUAACAACGAUACCAGUUCGGCUUACAGUGCCGACCACGAGGGAAGCACGGAAGGAGAUAAUCCCUCGACAGAUGAUGAUAAUCUCUCAAUAGAUGAAGAUACAAACUAG